AUGCGAGCACGUGUAUCUCUCUGUCAGGAUCGUGUUGAAACAUUUAACAUUUUAAUUUUGUAUUAUUGAAUUUUUUUUAAAAAUGUCCGAUUCUUCAGCCGACGAAGAUUUUAUUGAAAAUAAUAACAAAGAAGUCGAAGAAAAACAAGAAAGUGAUUCGGAAAAUUUCCUAUUAAAUGCCGAAACAAAAGAUGCAUUGAAAGAAGAAACGGCAACAUUUCAAUCAUUAGGUGUUUGUGAUGUAUUAUGUGAAGCUUGUGAAUCAUUGAAAUGGACAAAACCAUCCAAAAUUCAAACUGAAGCAAUACCAUUAGCAUUAGAAGGACGUGAUGUUAUUGGUCUAGCUGAAACUGGUUCAGGUAAAACCGGAGCAUUCGUAUUACCAAUCUUACAAUCGUUAUUGGAUACUCCACAACGAUUAUUUGCAUUGAUUUUGACGCCAACCAGAGAGCUUGCAUUUCAAAUCAACGAUCAAGUAAAAGCAUUGGGCACUAGUUUCGGUGUAACAACAGCAACAAUUGUCGGUGGAAUGGAUAUGAUGACCCAAUCAUUAGCAUUAGCUAAACGACCACACAUUAUUAUUGCUACACCGGGUCGUUUAGUUGAUCAUCUGGAAAACACUAAAGGAUUUCAUCUUCGAACAUUAAAAUUUUUAGUACUUGAUGAAGCUGAUCGUAUAUUGAAUAUGGAUUUUGAAAAAGAAGUUGAUACUAUUUUGAAAGUAAUACCACGUGAACGACGAACAUUUAUGUUUUCGGCUACAAUGACAUCUAAAGUUCAAAAAUUACAACGUGCAUCACUUAAAGAUCCUGUACGAGUUGAAGUAUCAAGCAAAUAUCAAACUGUUGAUAAUCUACAACAAUAUUAUCUAUUUGUACCAGUCAAAUAUAAAGAUUGUUAUUUGGUUUACAUAUUGAACAGUCUUCAAGGUAAUUCAUUCAUUAUAUUUUGCAAUACCUGUAAUCAAACACAACGUAUAGCAUUAAUGUUACGUAAUCUUGGUUUUAAUGCUAUACCAUUACAUGGACAAAUGUCACAGGCAAAACGUUUAGGAUCAUUGAAUAAAUUUCGUUCAAAAGCACGAAGUAUAUUAUUAGCAACGGAUGUUGCUAGUCGUGGUCUUGAUAUACCGCAUGUUGAUUUUGUUAUUAAUUAUGAUAUACCAACACAUAGUAAAGAUUAUAUACAUCGUGUUGGUCGUACAGCACGUGCUGGUAGAUAUGGUAAAGCUAUUACUAUUGUAUCACAAUAUGAUGUUGAAUUAUAUCAACGUAUUGAACAUUUAUUGGGUAAACAACUGCCCAAAUAUACACCUAUUGAUGAUGAUGAAGUAAUGUUAUUUCAAGAACGUGUAUUACAAGCACAACGUUUUGCUAAAAAUGAAAUGGAUGAUGCCGGGUUGGGUAAAAAUCGUAAACGUAAAAAUAAUGAUAAUGAUCGAAAUGGUGAUGGCGAGGAUAAUGAUAAUUCAUUCAAUACAAAAAUGAAACGAAAAAAAUCGUUUAACACUUUCAAUCGUUCAUAUAAUUCCGAAGAGGAAGAACAUAUGAGAUUUGAAAUUUUUCAUCAAAAUUUAGAAAUUAUUCGAAAACAUAAUGAACUUUAUGAUCAAGGAUUAUCAUCAUAUCAAUUGGGUAUUAAUCAAUUUGCCGAUUGGACACGUGAUGAAUUUCGAAAAUUGAUUCGUAGAAAUCCAUCAAAUAAAUUUAUGCGAGAGUUUCGAAAACCAUCAUCACAAAUUUAUACAGAUAAUGAUUUGACUGAUUUACCCGAUGAAAUUGAUUGGACUAAAAAAGGUGUGGUAACACGUGUUAAAAAUCAAUAUCAAUGUCGUUCAUGUUGGGCAUUCAGUGCUGUAGCAUCGAUUGAAAGUCAACAUGCAAUAAAAACAGGAGAAUUGAUCGAAUUAUCUGAACAAGAUUUAAUCGAUUGUAGUAGGCCAGAAGGUAAUAAUGGUUGUUACGGUGGAGAUAUGGAUAAAGCAUUCAAAAUGGUUAUAAAAAAUAAUGGAAUAGAUACGGAAAAAUCAUAUCCAUAUGAAGCCAUUGAUGGUGAAUGUCGACAAUCACAAAAAAAUAAAACAAUCGGUGCAACAAUUCAUGGCUAUGUUGAUAUUCGAAGAGGUGAUGAACUUGCAUUACAAUCGGCUGUAGCAAAAAUUGGACCAAUAUCUGUUGGAAUUGAUGCAUCUUCUUGGCAUUUUAAGUCAUACCAAUCCGGCAUUUAUGAUAAUGAAGAUUGUUCAUCCACUAAACUUGAUCAUGGUGUUACAGUAGUCGGUUAUGGAGAAUUGAAUGGAAAACAAUAUUGGAAAAUUAAAAAUUCCUGGGGUGAAGGUUGGGGUAUCAAUGGUUAUGGAUUAAUGUCACGUAAUAAAAAUAAUCAAUGUGGUAUUGCAACCCAAGCAAGUUAUCCAGUUGUUUAGAUUUGCAAAACAAAACAAAACAAUUAAAUUCAAAAAUUCAUUUAUAAAAUUUGAUAAUUAUUUUAAAAAUUUCAAUUAAAA
This is a messenger RNA of Dermatophagoides pteronyssinus (European house dust mite), 2506 nucleotides long. It is a transcript of the gene pths, whose product is annotated as probable ATP-dependent RNA helicase DDX47. Gene Ontology annotation, cellular component: cytosol. Gene Ontology annotation, molecular function: RNA helicase activity; nucleic acid binding; ATP binding. Lineage: Eukaryota; Metazoa; Arthropoda; Arachnida; Sarcoptiformes; Pyroglyphidae. The record is from RefSeq and is a predicted model, not a curated record.